Molecule: messenger RNA, 1521 nt
Organism: Carassius gibelio (silver crucian carp)
Lineage: Eukaryota; Metazoa; Chordata; Actinopteri; Cypriniformes; Cyprinidae
Gene: rnls
Product: renalase, FAD-dependent amine oxidase
Exons: 7
Coding region: 110-1144 (344 amino acids)
Cellular component (GO): extracellular region
Molecular function (GO): oxidoreductase activity, acting on NAD(P)H
Source: RefSeq, a predicted model, not a curated record
CAUUUCGUAAUUCUUAAAGGGCCAGGGUACUAAAUCGAGUGUGAUCUUCAAACGAGCAAGAUCGCUUUGCUAUUUUCAUAAGUAGUUUUUUAUGUACCUUUUCUAAAAUAUGUCUCGAGUUCUAAUAGUUGGUGCUGGACUUACAGGCAGUUUAUGUGCCUGUCUGCUGCGGAGGAAGCUGCCUAACAAAGUAAAUAUUGUCGUGUGGGACAAAUCUCGGGGUGCAGGGGGGAGGAUGUCCACGAGCAGAAGUCCAAAUGAUCCUUCAUGCACAGUUGAUCUUGGUGCUCAAUAUAUAAGUGCCACACCAUACUACGCUCGUAUUCACAGCAGUUUUUAUGAAGAACUCUUAGCACAAGACAUUUUAAAACCUCUCGUUGCUCCUGUUGAAGGCAUGAUGUUAAAGGAAGAAGAAAUUGUGAACUAUGUGACACCCCAUGGAGUCUCCUCCAUCAUCAAACACUAUCUCAAAGAGUCAGCAGGAGCAGAGGUGCUCUACGAUCGACACGUCACUCACAUUCACCGGAAAAGCACUACCUGGGAAGUGUGUUGCAAAGGGGGAAUGCCAGAGCGGUUUGACAUUGUGGUUUUAACCAUGCCUGUACCGCAGAUACUUCAGCUGCAAGGAGAUGUGGAAUCAUUGAUAGGGGAGAAUCAGAGGAGGAUGCUGGAGGCUGUCAGCUACUCUUCUCGCUACGCACUUGGACUCUUCUACAAAGCCGACACACGAAUCGACGUCCCCUGGGCAGCCAAGUACGUCUCCAAUAAUCCCUGCGUUCGCUUCAUCGCCAUAGAUGAUAAAAAGCGCAAUUUAGCUUCGAAGACCUGCGGACCUUCUGUGGUGGUGCACACUAGUGUGCCCUUUGGCAUCCAGCACCUGGAGGAGGAGAAGGAUGCGGUACAGCCCAUCAUCCUGGAAGAACUGGAAAAGGUGAUGCCAGAUCUACCUCAGCCUGACAGCAUCAAGUGUCAGAAGUGGAGAUACUCCCAGGUGACAAGAUCGGUGGCUGAUUGCCCAGGGCAGAUGAUACUGCACUCCCAACCUCUGCUGGUGUGUGGAGGGGACGGCUUCACACACUCCAAUUUCGACGGCUGCAUCGAGUCUGCCCUGAAGGUCUUUGAGGUUCUGAAGUCUUCUCUCUGAAAGGGGGUUGGGAAAGUAUGCCUUUAUUUUGGGUUUUUGUUAUGGAGGAUGGCACAUUGAUUUAGAUUUAAGCCCCUCCCUGCAGGAAGAUGGAUGUACUGCACAAAGCACAGUAGAACUGUCUCGCCUGUGUCUGCAGACAUACAUUUUGCUACAAAAACCAAUUAUACCGUCUGUGCUGGAUGCUGAGGAUUAGAGGACAACAGAGCACUGUGCAAGUUUAGUUGUGACUGAGGCAGAUGCCUCAUACUGGCUUUGAUACAAUGUCUUGAACUACGGUUUUCUGAUGUGUAGAAAAUAAUAUGAAUGUGUUCCGGUACUGUCAGCCUUCUCCUGUCAUAGUCUCAAAUUAAUAAAGUAAUUAAAACAUGCUUAAA